UUCCCCUUUUCCCGACGCAUUUUGAGGGAUUUCCCGACGCCACGUCACUGCGUCGGGAAAUCCCCUUUAAAUUCGUUUCAGUUCUGUAUUCACAGAACCGAAGCCGAGAGGAGAGGAGAAAAAGAAAGGAGAAGAAGAAGAACGUCGCCCGGCCGUGCUUUCCUUUUGUUCCGCCGCCGUCCGUCGCCGACCGCCUCGCCGUUGUUCCUCGUCGCCGUCUGCCACUUUAGCCAUUAUGUCAUAUCGACCAUCAAAUUUUAUGGAGACGGACGAUAUGUUCCUCCAGUUUGAGGACGAUUUAGAUAAUAACAUCGCGGGAGGGUCAUCAUCUGUGGGCGACAAUACGGAGUCUUCUUCUCAACAAACGACUCCGACUCCUAGGAGACGUGCGCAGUCUCGACUCUUGGAGUUAGAGCGCCACGUUGCAAUAAAUGGGCGCAUUCCGAUGACGAUCGUCCCUGGAGCGGAGAAGCCUAUUUCUCCACACGCCGUUCGCUUCAGCCAGGCGAUAGGCGUGUGCGUGCGAAAGACAUUUCCCGUCCGCUGUCUUAAGUGGACGGACGUUGGGAGAGAAUACAUUGAGGUCGUCAAGGGCGACCUCCAGGUAAUUAAAUGCACUACACAUUUAUAUAUGAUUUCAUUUGAAACAUAUCUAACUUUAGCCAAUCUAAUGUGUUAUGUUUGUAAUGUGCAGCGAUUCUUUGUGCUUGAUUUCAAUGAUCAAGCGAUGAACAGGUUUGUUGAGCAUCAGAUGCUCACGACCUUUAAAGAGUUCCGGGCCGACUGUCAUACACAUUUCAAAAAGUACAGCGACCCGGAGGAGGCUCGUGCCAACCCACCAAACGCAUUGGUUGGACGUGAUGAGGAAUGGCACUUCCUCUGCGACCAUUAUAUCAGCCGUGCAUUCCAGGAGCAAUCACGGACGAACAAGGCUGCUAGACAGAAGCAGCCUUACAAUCAUAGUAGCGGGUCCAAGUCGUUUCUACAACGACAACAUGAGCUCGCUGAAAGAAGAGGGCAGCCGGUCGAUCGUGUGGAAUUGUUCCGGGAAACACACGUUCGAGCUGGGACAUUCGUGUCGCAAGCCGCCGAGGAUGCGCAUCCUAUCCCAGAGGGUAGUCAGCCACUCUCUGAGGAUGAGAUAUGCGAUCAGGUGUUGGGUAGACGACCAGGCUACUCAAAAGGCCUUGGUUGGGGACCCAAGCCGAAGGCCCGCAGAACGGCAAGUGCAAGCAGUUCGUCGACAUCUUGUUCGCAGUCCACACAAAAAGAGAUUGAAUUACAAGCUAAACUUCAUGAAGCUUUGGAACGGAUUGAAGUACAAGAUAGAAAUCACCAAGCAUUAGCUUCACAAGUGGAAGCUAUGAAAAAGAUGAUUGAAGACCUAACUCGUGCACAACAGGGACCACCACAUGAUCCCUAGCUUCAUUAUGUUUAUGUUUUUUCUAUAUUGAGAACUAUAUUUUGUUGUAGUCAACUUAUUCGUAUUAUUAAUUUUAAUUCUAUUUUUUUAA
Messenger RNA from Cucumis melo (muskmelon), 1514 nucleotides. RefSeq lists its product as uncharacterized. The record is from RefSeq and is a predicted model, not a curated record. NCBI's taxonomy places the organism in Eukaryota, Viridiplantae, Streptophyta, Magnoliopsida, Cucurbitales, Cucurbitaceae. The transcript is spliced from 5 exons. The coding region runs from base 236 to 1423 and encodes 395 amino acids.